Molecule: messenger RNA, 1692 nt
Organism: Halichondria panicea
Lineage: Eukaryota; Metazoa; Porifera; Demospongiae; Suberitida; Halichondriidae
Product: spartin-like
Exons: 10
Coding region: 72-1595 (507 amino acids)
Biological process (GO): cell division
Cellular component (GO): plasma membrane
Source: RefSeq, a predicted model, not a curated record
UCCCCCCUUUUAAACAAAGUAAACAAACCACUGGAUUGAUUAAAUAGCACCUGACUUGCCCCAGAGAAGUAAUGGCGACCUUACAAGCAGAGCGACCGUCCACUACACGCCAUCCUCCCAGACCCAGUGCUCCUCCCAGAGCUGCCGUUAGUGUAACAGAAGUAUCCACUGAAGAACUGAUAGCAACCAGACUAGCCCUGGGCCAGAGCUACUUCGAUAAAGCCAAGCAAUACAUAGCGGAUGCGCUUGGUGAGGAUGAGAGUGGUUGUAGAAUGGAGGCGCUGGACUUGUACAACAAGAGCCUCACUUAUCUACGGUCGGGUGUGGCCAGUCUCAGGACCAGUCUCGGAGAUAGUCUCACCACAAUGGCCCUCAACGAACUCAAGGGAAAGAUGGAGAGAAUGAAGAAUUCAAUAAAAUCACGGAUGGAAGUACUUUUGGAACAGGAGAUUGAGGAGAGAGCGCAAACCAAAGCCAGCGCUGUAACCACCCAAACUGGUCAAACCGGUCAGACGAGUACAACUGCCGAGGCUAGCGGCAGUAGGGAGGAAACAAAGGCCGACAUGUUGUUCAACACUGACAAUGGUAUAGCCCUAUUUGAAGUGGACAGUCGUGAUCAUGUGAGACGGUACGAGGACGCAGAUGCUCUGAGUGUGUUCAAGUACCGAGAGAAGAUUGAGGGACAGCCCCCUGCAUUCCUGCAAUGUGGGGGGUUCGUGUACCCCCUGGUGAGAGGGAAAUCCCCCAUCCUCAAGUCUGGGGAGAGGAUGUACAUGUUCCCUGAGCUGAGAGGAGAAGAUGGCACAGUGCUAGGUGUGAUUCUGGACUCGGCUUCAGAAGAGGAAAUUGCACAAUUUGACUCACUACUAUCUGAACUAGGUACGCUAAAGGUCAAGGAGACCUCAGAAGAAAAAGGGGGGCAGGAAGUGGGUAUGUCUGAAGGGGCGGAGUCUCAAUGGGGAAGCACGGUCGCUGGAAAAAUUGACAAAGGUGUUAGCUGGGUUUCUAUUAAGAUAGCCCAGGGCACUGAGGCUGCUGGCAAUCUCAUCUCCAAGGGUGCCAACAAACUUCGUGAAAAAAUCGAACCAAAUGAAAAGCCGACAGAAAUUCCUGAGUCAGUCCAGAAAGGUGUUCAUUACACACGCAAGGCUACUGGCUAUGUGGUCGGUGUUAGUGAUUAUCUGAUGGUAUCUCUGGCUAAACUGACAGUGAAGGUUGGCAGGGAGGCUGGUAAAGUCGUGGCCAACUCUGAUAUGGUUAAGAACGCAGACAUCCACCCUCAGGCUAAAGAGGCCUGGAAGGUCACUAAGUCCGGCCUCAAAGGAGCAGCAUCGAUGUUUGUUGAUUUAGAGCAAGGUGCAGUGGCUGUAGUGAAGUCCGUGGGACAGGAGACCUCUCAAACCGUGGGGCACAAGUACGGAGAAGAUGCUGGUCAUGUGACUAAGGACUCAAUGGCUGCUGCCUCUGACGCUGCAAUACUAGCCGGGACGUACUGGAGCUGGAAGACAUGGGGCAUUCGUUUCGUAGGCAAAGUCGGUGAAGUAAUGGCCAAAGAAUCGCGAGAAAAGAAAGACAAACUUCAAAACAGCAAAUAGACAGUUUAAUUAUGUAAUUAUUAUCAAGAACAUUAGACCUGCGUUAAUUGUUAUUAAUUUGCCUCUGUGCAUUUUUUAUCUCUCUUCAAAAACAGUC